AUUACCACUACCAGCAGCCAAUAUCAUCGCCGGGUUGUGUCUUACAUCAUCGUUUAACCGAUCAUAAAAACGCGAAGCAGGUUACACAUGCGAUCAUCGUAUUUGGUGUACCGCGAGCUGCCGACGGGGAGGUGAUAGGCUUGGAGCAUAGAAAUGUGGACUCGUGGAAACUCGAAGAUUAGACAAUUCACAUAUAUGCAUAUCUCCCAUACCAAUAAAGUGUGAUAUUUCAUUUAUUCCAUCGAUAAAUUGUUGGGAUUUUUGCAUUAACGAUGACAAUUUUUCUUGUCAACACGUCGAUUGUCACUGUCAUUUUUUGAAUGUGUGGAAAGUUUCCUCAUAUGGCGAUCAUCAAAUUCACACAAAAUUGGUGUGACAUCAACGUUUUUCUUGCGCAUACGAGAAUGAGAGAAAGGAAAGUAAAUAUUCAAUAACUAAUUCGUAAAAUGCAAUGUGCGACCUGACCAGACUCUGGACCGACAUUCAAUCGGAUUGUCCUGAUCUACGCGUAUGCUUCAAACACUUCAAACGUUCCGAACUUGGAAAAUGCUCCGCUGGCGAAGCAACGUUGGGAGAAGGUGUAUGAUACACAUCAAUAUUAAAGAUCUCCAUUCAAUGAUUUUAUGGACCUGCCGAUAUCUUAAUUUUUUGGCUUAAAAGAACACUCUGCCAGGUGAAUCCGCAGUGAUAACUACUUUGAAGUAAGCGUUCCAGAAUGAACGUGACAACAGCAGCCCACGGUGCUGCGAGUACCCUUGCUGAGUUUGUAGGCCUCGAGGAAAAUGUAAGAAUGGAUAAAAGUGGCGGUAUUAUGGACGGGGACCUUGGCGUCUCACCAGUCACCCUAUCACCAGCUUGGUCUAGAGUCGCCCGGCUUCUUUUACUGGCUUCUCUUGCGGUUGGUGGAAGUGUCGGCAAUGUCUUCAUGAUAUCCGCAAUAGUUGUCGAAGAUCAAUUGAAAAAACGAGGAAAUGCGUUUCUAGUAAACGUUGCUUUAGCGGAUCUAUUGGUGACCGGCCUUGUAAUACCGGUGUCCGUUAUCGUGAUCCUGGCAGGACACGAAGAAUCUUUAAGCACCUGCCGCUUUGAAUGGACUCUCGAAGCGCUUUGCUUUCUGGUCACCGUGCUAACUUUGACCACGAUAGCAGCCGAGAAUUACGCUCGCCUUUGUUUACCCCCUGAAAGAUACAGCUUUCUAACAGCGAGCCGAGUGACAGUCACUAUAAUCGUCAUUUGGCUCAUUGCGGUGAUCGCUGUGAUUCUUCAAUCAUCUAUCAACGUCGGACCAGACUUUUGCCUACGAAAAUUUGGCGGUAUAACGAUGGAGCAAAUAGUGGGUGUAACGAUAUUGGUCGGUUUACCUGCUGUAACAAUUACCUUGCUUUAUGCGAUGCUCGUCUUGUGCGUGCGCCGAGCAACGAGGGGAUCCUACAAACCACCGAUCGCCUUUUCUUGGGACUACGAAUUAACUAAAGCGAACAUAUACAGCUGUCUGAUGUUUAUGAUAUUUUGGUUGCCCUUCGGCGCUGCCGUAUGCGUGAAUUCGUUUCGACCGAUGAGUGCUCACGUUCUCUAUGGCCUAGCCUGGUUCGCCUUUUCCAAGUCUUGUUUCAAUAAUCUUCUCUACUGUGUAGCCGAUCGACACUUCCGCAGCGCCUACGUAAAGCUCUUUCAUUACUGCUGCUGCAAAACGACCGUGAACUUCUCUAGAAGAACGCGCGCCGAUGCUGGCAGGAAUUCUAGUGACGUGCGUUUAAGAGUUCAUAUCAUCCAUUCUUACGCGAGUCCGGCUUCCUGUAGACCUACUGUGACCAGACCGAACGGACGUGAAGUCUAUGAGCUCUAAAACAGCUUUCUAUUAAUGUUUGCUAUUUCCUUUCUUUUGUCUGCCCUACC
Vespa mandarinia (Asian giant hornet) is the source of this 1896-nucleotide messenger RNA. Its product is annotated as adenosine receptor A1. Gene Ontology annotation, biological process: G protein-coupled receptor signaling pathway. NCBI's taxonomy places the organism in Eukaryota, Metazoa, Arthropoda, Insecta, Hymenoptera, Vespidae. Gene Ontology annotation, cellular component: membrane. The record is from RefSeq and is a predicted model, not a curated record. Gene Ontology annotation, molecular function: G protein-coupled receptor activity.